Vigna radiata var. radiata (mung bean) is the source of this 723-nucleotide messenger RNA. RefSeq lists its product as uncharacterized. Bases 1 to 723 code for a protein of 240 amino acids. The record is from RefSeq and is a predicted model, not a curated record. Gene Ontology annotation, molecular function: zinc ion binding; nucleic acid binding. The transcript has 2 exons. NCBI's taxonomy places the organism in Eukaryota, Viridiplantae, Streptophyta, Magnoliopsida, Fabales, Fabaceae.
AUGCAGAUGUUGAAGGGUGACAAAGUCAGAGAGUAUUUUGAUAAGGUGGUUGCCAUUACCAAUCAAAUGAAGGGGUGUGGAGAAAUCGUCACGGAUCUAAUGGUGAUUGAAAAGAUCAUGAGGUCUUUACCUCAGAAAUUUGAUUACAUAGUCGUGGCGAUAAAAGAGUCAAGAGAGCUGGAAAAAAUGAAAAUAAAAGAAUUGCAAAGCUCCCUGGAAGCGCAUGAGAUGAGGAUGUUUGACAGAAAUCCUAUUAAGAUUGAUGAACAAGCACUGAAGGUUCAUCAUGAUGCAGUGGAGGAAAAGGGUAGUCUGGAGAAGUAUCAGAAGAAGAAAGAUAAGAAGAGCAUAGAGUGUUACAAUUUCCACAAAUUUGGACACUAUGCGUAUGAGUGUUAUGCCAAUAAAGGGAAGCAGAAGAAGCACCAGAUCAAGGAGGCUUAUCUAGCUCAAGAAGACUCAGACUCCAGACCCAUCACCUUAAUGGUAACCAUGUCUGCAACUAAUUCUGAGUCUCAAAACAAGAUGUGGUAUUUAGAUUCGGGAUGCUCGAAUCACAUGACCUAUCACAAAGAAUGGCUGGUCAAUCUUGAUGAGUCCAAGAAGAGUAAGGUGAAGGUUGCAGAUGAUAGUAUCUUGAAGGUAGAAGGAAUUGAAGAUGUGAUUAUCAGGAGGAAAUAUGGUUCAGAAGCCAGAAUCACCAAUGUGCUGCUUGUUCCAUAA